Oenanthe melanoleuca is the source of this 2417-nucleotide messenger RNA. RefSeq names its product centrosomal protein 70 (gene CEP70). The record is from RefSeq and is a predicted model, not a curated record. NCBI's taxonomy places the organism in Eukaryota, Metazoa, Chordata, Aves, Passeriformes, Muscicapidae. The transcript is spliced from 15 exons. Gene Ontology annotation, molecular function: gamma-tubulin binding. Bases 77 to 1780 code for a protein of 567 amino acids. Gene Ontology annotation, biological process: cilium assembly; regulation of microtubule cytoskeleton organization. Gene Ontology annotation, cellular component: centrosome.
CGCCCCGCCCGCGCGCUCCCGCCCGCGCGGCUCCGCGGCCUGAGCAGCGGCCCGCUCCUGCCCCGCGGCCCUCGCCAUGACCGAGCAGGAGAAGGCGGAGUGGGAAAACCUAAACAAGGUAUUAGUGCGUCAUGGCUUGAAACCUGUGAGGCUUGCUGCCCCCCAAAGCUGCUGCGGAGAUAGAUCAGAUAUGUUUGUCCUAGACUGUCAGUCUUCUCUAGGAAUAAGACUUGCUUUAAAAACGCUGGUGGAAGACACUGAGCGACAGCGGAAGGUGAUGCAGGGACUUAUGGAGGCAAAUCGAUGUCUUAGAGAUGUGAUACGACUGGAACAAGGUCGGGCAUCUCGGCAAACGGAGCGGGCUAAUGAUUUGGAAAAUGUGGUGAAAAGCAUUAAGGCCAAAAUUUGUCAGCUGGAAGAUGAAACAAUAGCUAAAGCAUGCCAGCAACAGAACCAAGUCAAGGAACUUCAAAAUGAGCAACAGGCUUCACAGGUAAAAUACCAACAGCAGCAGGAAAAGCUGCAAGAGCAGGAAGAGACUAUUGCCCGCUUGCAGAAGGAGCUGAGCAGAGCUGGGAGGGAGGAGCAGCAGCGAGUUGCCACUCAAAACAAAAUGUUUUGUCAGUUUUGCAAAAGAGUUUCCAAGUCUCUCCUGGAUCACCGGAAAUAUAAAAAAGAUGAAGACGAGGUGCAGAGAGACGUAAAAAACAAGGAAGAGUUCUUAAAUCUAGAUGCUACUCCUAAUUACAAAGCACUGCUCAUGUCUUUCCAGAAGCAGCUUACUGAAUCAAAAGCCAAGAACAAACAGCUUUUGCUUGAAAAUACAGGUCUCAAGAAAGAUUUGGAAAUAAGGCCAACUGCACAGGACUUAAAAUUUUACAAGCACCAAGUGAAGAAAUUACAGAAAACUUUAAAGAAAACUACCCAAUUUUCAGGGAGCAGGACCAGAGAAGACGGAGAAGAAAAGAAAGAUUCUGGGAGAAUUGCAGAGGUGGAUCAGCUGCAGGCUACUUGUCAGCAAUACUUGCAGGUUUUGUCCCAAGUUGAUUCUAUUUUGCGAAGCCCAAGAGUUCCUCCAUUAAUAUUCCAGUCCAGCAAAGGACCAGUGCAAAAUUGCAUUAAAGAGAAUGGUCAGGGGUGUGGAUUUGAGCACCUUCCACUCACUAUAAAAAUGUGGGCAGAUCAGCUCAUUGCCCUAAAGGAUUUGCAUAGGUCCCUGAGAAAACUGUCUCUGGAACUGCUGCCUGGGAACACUAAAGAUCCACAGGAUAAUAGAGAAUCCUUACAAGUUGAAGACCUCCAGCUGAUGGUAGAUGCAAUUUUGGAAGAAUUAGAACAUAAGGAAAAGAACAGCCAGACACAUUCCUUGCAAACCCUGUCUGCCAUAGUCUCUCACUUCCAGAAGUUGUUUGAUGUGAAUUCUCUGAGUGGUGUUUAUCCACGGAUGAAUGAGGUUUACGUAAAGCUGGGGGAAAUGACCAAUGCCAUGAGGAAUCUCCAGGAGCUCCUGGAACUAGACAGUUCAGCUCCACCCACUGUGGUAGUGGAUACUGUUGGGAAACUGUGUGACAUCAUUAAUAAGAACGUGACUGAGCAGGUACAGCAGCUUCUGGGCACCCAAGACAUCCACAGUAUCAUCAAUAAGCUUGAAGAACAUGACCGCUUCUUUCCACCCUUUCAAGCUCUCGUUCAGGAUUUGCUGUGUCUUCUCGAGAUCAGUAAUGUGGAUGAUAUUUUACCAGCAGUGCAAAAUCUGAAAUGGGGAGCUGGUUAUGGGUGACUCUGCUCAAGAGUCAAGAUUUCUCUUACCUGUGAAAGUACCUGCUGAUGCAUAUUACAUUGCAGCUACCUCCAACAAUUCCAGAUUUUUUAACAUAAAUAAAAGUUGCUACAUUUUUAAAGUGGUUUUUUUUUUUUUUUAAUUCUUAGUCAAUAUAAGAAAAAUUUUGAUUGCUAUCAACUGGUCUACUCAGUGCCAGAGAGAGAACCAAUAUACUCUGUAUCAGUCCAGGAAGCUGAACCCAGCACACCACCAGGCAAACUCUAACCACUAACCAUUUUUAAUGUUGCUGACACAGUAAGUAGGAGGUAAAGAUGCCCUUACUGCCAUAGCCAUCACACUUACACAGAUGCUCAAUCUUGGUUUUCUGGAGAGCCUCUUUUAAAAUGUUUUUCACAUUUCCAGAUCAGUUUGGGAUGGGAACACAUUUUUACUCAGUGAGCAUUCUGUCUGAUUAUGGAAUGAGUCACACUGGAUUAAUGUAAUCUAGGCUAAAAAUACUUGAAAUUUGCUUCAGGUGAUGGUUUGAACUUACCAUCAUUGUAUUUCAAAAAUCAGUUUUAGAAGGCAAUAGAUCAAGUCUCUUAUGCAAGAUAAUUAGAAGUUUAUUGUACAGAAACAAGUACACCAAGCUUCC